Molecule: messenger RNA, 781 nt
Organism: Sinocyclocheilus rhinocerous
Lineage: Eukaryota; Metazoa; Chordata; Actinopteri; Cypriniformes; Cyprinidae
Gene: myl4
Product: myosin, light chain 4, alkali; atrial, embryonic
Exons: 7
Coding region: 198-761 (187 amino acids)
Cellular component (GO): myosin II complex
Molecular function (GO): calcium ion binding
Source: RefSeq, a predicted model, not a curated record
GGAGUAAUUGGAGAUAGUUCCAUCUCAAGUUAAGGGGUUUGGCUUGUGAACCCGUAAGCUUUCUGUCCUUGUUUGGCGGGUGAUGAUGGGAUGGACCAACCUUGCUGAAGCAUUGAGAUGGGUAUAAAACCUCUCGAAGGUAAUUCUCAUUCCUAUUCCCCAUCUCACACCCUCUUGCUCAUCAUUUUGGUGGAAGAAUGGCUCCUAAAAAAGCUGAACCGAAAAAGGAGGCGGCAAAGCCAGCGCCUCCUCCUGAACCAGAAAAACCCAAGGAGCCUCAGUUUGACCCCAAAAGCAUUAAGAUUGAGUUUACAGCUGAUCAGAUUGAAGAAUUUAAAGAGGCCUUCAUGCUAUUCGACAGAACUCCUUCUGGUGAAAUGAAGAUCACUUACGCCCAGUGUGGUGAUGUCAUGAGGGCAUUGGGUCAGAAUCCUACAAAUGCAGAGGUGCUCAAAGUACUUGGCAAACCCAAACCUGACGAAAUGAACACCAAGUUGAUUGACUUCGAAACUUUCCUGCCUAUGUUCCAACACGUGUCCAGGUCCAAAGAUCAAGGCACUUUUGAGGACUUUGUUGAGGGCCUGCGGGUGUUUGACAAAGAAGGGAACGGCACUGUAAUGGGCGCCGAACUUCGCCAUGUACUUGCAACAUUGGGUGAGAAAAUGACAGAAUCAGAGGUAGAACAGCUGAUGGCAGGACAGGAAGAUGGAAACGGCUGUGUCAACUAUGAAGCGUUUGUUAAACACAUCAUGGCUGGAUAAAUGAAAGAGCUCAGAUCAGG